Messenger RNA from Labrus bergylta (ballan wrasse), 974 nucleotides. Lineage: Eukaryota; Metazoa; Chordata; Actinopteri; Labriformes; Labridae. The record is from RefSeq and is a predicted model, not a curated record.
UACAUGACCCCGGAAGCAAAACAUAAAGGCAGCGUUCAGAUGUUAGGUGUCCAAACUGGUGGUAGCUGAAAUUUGUUGAGAAGUUUAGGUAAAGCAUACUUAGUUUUUGUUAAUUUCCUCCUAUAAUUGUGUUAUAUUUUCAUCGUAACUCAAUUCGCAGUGCUUUGCCGCUGUCUUCGUUUGAGACAAGUUGAGUUAAAUCGCAAAAUUCUCAUAAAGGCAUCUAUCAGGAAGUUUCUGGUGUGUGGACAUGGCUGUGGAUUGGAUUGGCUUCAUUUAUGCUGCACUGGUGUCAACAGGAGGAAUCAUUGGUUACAUGAAAGCAGGCAGUGUCACCUCUCUGGCUGCAGGAUUCCUGUUUGGCCUGCUGGCUGCUGUAGGUGCUUAUCUAAUAUCUCAAAAUCCCAGGAAUGUCUGGCUUUCAAUAGGCACCUCGGGAACUCUGGCUGUGGUGAUGGGACUACGGUUUUUAAACUCUGGGAAGUUCAUGCCUGCUGGUUUUAUGACUUUGGCAAGUGGACUGAUGCUGUUAAGGAUCAUCUUGAUGCUAAAGAGACCACAUCAAUCUUAAACAUAUGUCUUCCUUACCUUUACUUAGAGGGAACUCCAGACCCUGUCCUCUGGUUAAGCUCCAGCUGUCCCACAGCAACUUUCUGGUGACCACCUGGCUUUCUGUUGAGGAGUUUUUUGUCGGGUGUACACCUGUAAAGGACAAAAAGGCUCAGAGGGAACUCGCUGUAUGUGAGCUAACUCACAAGUUUCAUUGAAACUGAUAGAACUAGAUUCAGCUUCAGCACCUACAACAUGUGGAAAGUACAGUAUAUAAACGAAUACAUUUAUAUGUGCCAAAACAUCUAUUGCACCAAACUUGUAUAUCAAGGUAUCAGAGAAACAACUAUAAGCAACUCUAAUUCACUAUGUUGGUAUAAAAGAACAUUGAAAUAAAAUGCCUUUUUGGUGUUUUCUUCUUCUUA